AUGUCUCCAAAUUCUCAAACCUUUAUAAUCUUCAUCGUACUCAUCUUCUCUUUAGCAUUCUCAUCAACAAAUGCAUCUCCUCACCAAAAACGUGGUGUAUCUUUUUCGCAUUUUGUUCCGAACGCAGUUAAAGGAUUAACGGUUGAUGGAUUUGUCACGUAUACUGGUUUAGCGAAUGGUCUUACGCGAAUAACUGGCCAAUUAAACAAGGGUUUUGAUCAAAGCUCCAAUCCGUCGGACUAUCAAUUCAAAGUGGGUGAUUAUCGAUUUGACAACUCUCUUAAUUAUACAAUUAAAAAUGGUGGUACCUCGGCUUUCACCACCGAUGUUCCCACCACAGACGUUGGUAGUCUUGAGAACAAACGUGCUACCAUUAAUUUUAAAAAUCAAGUUAUUGGCGAUGCACCCGUUAAUACAAUUUGA
This is a messenger RNA of Ambispora leptoticha, 423 nucleotides long. NCBI's taxonomy places the organism in Eukaryota, Fungi, Glomeromycota, Glomeromycetes, Archaeosporales, Ambisporaceae. The record is from the annotation of a GenBank genome assembly.